UCAUUUCCUAAAGAAUUUAAUACUUAUCUCGCGUUCAAUGCAUUGAUAAAUGUAAAUAUUUUAUUCAUAAUUCAAUUUACAACUUAUUUAUUAUACAACUAAUAUAACCACAACACAAAUGGCAAAUCCGGUGAUUAUAUUCGUGAUCGGAGGGCCCGGCUCUGGGAAAGGCACCCAAUGCGAGAAAAUUUGCAAAAAGUACGGUUUCACUCACUUAUCGACCGGCGAUUUGCUUCGCGAGGAAGUGGCCUCCGGUUCAGACUUAGGCCAGAGUUGUAACGAAGUCAUGAAAAAAGGUCAACUCGUGUCCAAUGAACAGGUGUUUGCGCUCCUCAAGAAGGCCAUCCACAACAACCGCCGCACCAAUGGAUUCCUGAUCGACGGAUUCCCGCGACAG
Oppiella nova is the source of this 397-nucleotide messenger RNA. The record is from the annotation of a GenBank genome assembly. Lineage: Eukaryota; Metazoa; Arthropoda; Arachnida; Sarcoptiformes; Oppiidae.